Messenger RNA from Lytechinus variegatus (green sea urchin), 3531 nucleotides. Its product is annotated as syntaxin-binding protein 1-like. Bases 24 to 1808 code for a protein of 594 amino acids. Gene Ontology annotation, biological process: vesicle-mediated transport; intracellular protein transport; neurotransmitter secretion. Gene Ontology annotation, cellular component: plasma membrane; secretory granule. The transcript has 17 exons. Gene Ontology annotation, molecular function: syntaxin binding. NCBI's taxonomy places the organism in Eukaryota, Metazoa, Echinodermata, Echinoidea, Temnopleuroida, Toxopneustidae. The record is from RefSeq and is a predicted model, not a curated record.
CACGUACGAGGUAAACAAGCAAAAUGGCGUUGAAGGCGUUGGUUAACAAGCGUAUUAUGAAUGAUGUCAUCAUUCCACUCAGAAAGCGGAAGUGCCAGAAUGUUUUGAUCUUGGAUCAGCUGAGUAUGAGAAUGAUAUCAGCAUGUGUUCGCAUGCAUGAUCUAGCUGAUGAAGGCAUUACUAUUGUGGAAGACAUCAAUAAGAAGAGAGAGCCUUUGAAGGGUUUAGAAGGUGUCUACAUCAUCCAGCCAAAUGAAAAGAAUGUGAUGCAGCUGAUUGCAGACUUCAAGGAUAUCAACUCUCUUCAGUACAAGUAUGCUCACAUCUUCUUUACAGAAACUUGUGAGGAUGCAUUGUUUGGGAGAUUAUGCAAGAGCCCUGCUCAACGGUUUAUCAAGACACUCAAGGAAAUCAACGUUGCAUUCCUACCGUAUGAAUCACAGGUGUUCUCUCUUGACUGUCCGGACAGCUUCAAUGUGUUUUACAACCCUUCUCGAUCACAAACACGACCAAUGUAUGUAGAACGCAUGGCUGAACAGAUAGCCACCCUGUGCUCAACACUCGGUGAAUACCCCGCCAUUCGCUAUAGAAGCGAGUUUGACCGUAACAUGGAGUUUGCCCACAUGAUCCAGAACAAGCUAGACGCCUACAAGGCCGAUGACCCCAGCAUGGGUGAAGGUCCUGAGAAGCGUCGAUCACAGCUCCUGGUCAUCGAUCGCGGCUUUGAUCCCGUCUCCCCUCUCCUUCACGAGCUCACCUACCAAGCUAUGGCGUAUGACCUGCUGCCCAUUGAAAAUGAUGUCUAUAGAUACGAGCAGCAGGGUGGUAGCGCUCCAGACUGUGAAGUUCUAAUGGAUGACAAAGAUGAGAUGUGGGUUGCCCUCCGUCAUCAGCACAUCGCUGUAGUAUCACAGACUGUGACUCAGCAGUUCAAGGAAUUCGCCCAAGGCAAGAAAAUGGGAUCCGGAGGGGAAAAGACAAGUGUUCGUGAUCUGACUCUGAUGAUCAAGAAGAUGCCGCAGUAUCAGAAAGAAUUAAGGAAGUACACUACCCAACUCAAGCUUGCAGAGGAGUGUAUGAAUCAAUACAAGAACAACGUUGACAAGCUCGUACGCGUUGAACAGGAUCUCGCUAUGGGUAUGGACUACGAUGGGGAGAAGGUCAAAGAUCACAUGCGCAACAUCGUCCCCAUCCUCCUUGAUGCCAAGAUCUCAGCGUAUGAUAAGCUUCGUGUGAUCCUUCUCUACAUUAUUAGUAAGAAUGAUGGCAAAGUGGGUAUCACCGAAGAGAAUCUCAAUAAGCUGAUUCAGCAUGCUGCCAUACCCGACACAGACAGACCUAUCGUCAAUAACAUGGCCCAGCUGGGCGUACAGAUCAUCCACAAUCAGCAGAGAAGCCGUAAGAGCAAGCCCAUGCAGCGUAAGGAGCGCAUCACAGAACAGACAUACAGGAUGUCACGAUGGACUCCAGUUAUUAAAGAUAUCAUGGAGGAUGCCAUUGCCAACAAGCUGAGUGACAGAGAUUAUCCUUUCUUGUCGGGCAGGAACAAUACCGGAAGCACUGGGAGCUCUGGACCCAAGAGUGCUCGCUAUGGCAACUGGCACAAGGAUCGCGGCCCCCUGGACUACAAGACCGGACCACGUCUUAUCAUCUUUGUGAUCGGAGGUGUAUCCUACUCUGAGAUGAGGUGUGCUUAUGAGGUCUCCAAGGACCCGCAGUUCAACAAGUGGGAGGUCUAUAUCGGUUCAACUCACAUCCUAACACCUGAGGGAUUCUUGAGUGAUCUGCGUGAUUUGAGCAGCAACUGAAUCACCCAACGAUCACCUCCAGCCAACGAUGGCCAACCCAACGCACAGAUUUCCAUCCCUCGAUCGUCAACAUCUCUGAGGAAAUAGGGAAAAAGUUUCUCCUUUGCUUUCGUUCCUUCUUUUGCCGAAAAAAAAGAUAUUGAUUCUGAAUAACCAUUCCAGUGUGAGUAGCAGACUUUUAGCUUGACGCAUUGUAGAUUUCCAGUAGAGUUCCAAUGGGUUUCAGUAAAUUACAACUGUAUUCUGUGUUUGAAUGGAAAUUGUGGAAACAGUGUACCAAGGAGUAUACAGUAGAUAAUGUAUAUAUAAUAUAUAACCUGCUUGUGAGCCAUGGUUUAUUUAUUCCUAGUACGUGCAAGUGUAAAUAUCCCAUUUUCUAUCUUUACUUGUCUCCUUGACCAGCAUAAUAUACUCUUUUCCCUGUGCUGUGUCCACACCCUGAUGUAUGGUAAUCUAGAUAGUUUAGCUUGAAAUUAUGAAACAUUUUCAGUGGGUCAUUGUACCGGGUCGCUGCCAUUUAUUGAUACGAGGCAUUCCAAAUUUCCUACCCGAGUGAAGAUUCUUCAGAUCUCGUAACUGCCGCAGGGUUAACUUAAUAUUUCCAUCUGUUCUUAGCUCAGUCUAUGGAUCUUGUUCAUGUUCAUAUGAAGGGGCAAGAUGUACGGAAAGCAGAUGAAAGCUCUUAUGAAGGGGAUUAUGAUGGUUCCUAGAUUGGUUAAAUUCAGAUGAUGGGGUUUUACUAUCUCACUCUCCCUCUCUCUCUCUCUUGCUCACUGUACUUGUCUCUUGCUCUCUCUCUCUCUUCACAUCCUGACUUUCAAUGAAUUACAAACUUGUUAAAAGAAAAAGAGUCAUGUAUUAUGACCUGAAAAUACAGGCACUUUGGCAUAUUCUAACAUAUUCUUGAGGAUAUCUUACUACUUUGUUGCUAUUUCCUUAAUAUUGCAAUAACUGUGAAUCUGUUGAACAAUUUCACUUUCCAACAUAGUAUAUUUUGGCUAACAGAAAAAAAAAAUAAACCACCUGUUGAUUUUUCCUUUGAAGAAAUAUACUCCAUGUACAGGUACAUAAAUGAAUAGCACAUAUCCCAAAUCAUCAUUGGUCCCUUGUGCAAUGUGUUGGAUUUUCGUCAAAGGGGUAAGAGAUCAUAAGUUUACAUUUAUGUAUAUAUUUGUAUUUGAGUCUUGAAAAGAAUCUCAUCCUGUUAUACAUGUAUGCGGACUGAACUGUUUUUAAUACGCUCACUAUUCUUUCUUGAUAAAAGCUGUGUAUUUAUGAUAUGGCACAAACAGUAAUAUUGUUUCUCUUACAGCAUUGAUCUUCAUAGGAAUCAAGUUAUCCCUAGUGUCAUGUUAAAAAAAAAUAUUUAAAAAAAUCAAACAACCAUGAUAAGCUGAGUAAAAGGUUAUCAAAAUUAGAUGCAAAAUCAGUUUUGAUGAGCAUUUUGAUGUUUUAAAUUUCAUUUCAUGAAAAUGUAAUUGGAUCCAUUACUAUUCUACAUAAUACAAUGCACCAUUUCCACUCCCUGGGGAGCAACCUGGCCAGGCAACCAUGGUUAUUUUUAUCUUUUAUCUUCAGUGGAUCAGGGCUCUUGCUAGGACCAGUUUAUGGCCGGUUAAAAUAUAAAAUAUUGAAAUGCUUGUAAAUUAUAGGAGUGCUUAAAUACACCCAGUCUAGUGAAUAACCAUAAAAAUUUUUGAAAGAAAGGGAACCCACUGAAUAU